CCCAGGGGACUCCAGGACUCCGGCUCCUGACGACUGCAGAGGUGUUUGAGUCCUUUCCUGCACUGGCAAUUGAGUUUCUGGCCUUUGAGAACUGGAGGUCUGGUCCAAUUCCAUGCUGUGCGAUGAGAAAAUACUGAGAGCCGACCUAAGGCAAACCACAGAUGUAACCCCUACUCCCAAGGGGCUCCCCCAGCAAGGAACAGGCAGGAGACAGGCUAGGAGGAGGGCUAUAUAAGGGGCUGCAGCCAUUGUCUGAGGCACAAGAGAGCCCAGAAGCAGCUCCCCCUCCCAGCCGUCCCUAAUCCGGCGCAGCAGUCACAGCCUGUACGUCAUGCAGCUGGUGGCCAGCCUGGUGUCCGUGCUGCUGCUGGUGUGGAGCGUGAGAGCCACGGCAUUGCCAGGAGAGGAGAGACUCUUGCUACAGAACAGUAAGGAACAGACCAAAGCCCGGAAGGACAUGAUCCUGAAGAUGCUGGUGGGCCUGCUGGAUGGCAUGGAUGUGGGGCGGGAUGCCACUUCCACUGACUUUGAGGAGCCCCUGGAGGGCAAACUGGAGGAGGAGCGGUCGACCUUGGGGCGGCUAGCCCAGCUAUCGCAGCGGGACCGCAAAGCCCCCUGCAAAAACUUCUUCUGGAAAACCUUCACCUCCUGCUAACACCAGUGCCCCGGACCCAGACCCAGACCCCCUCAGGCUCUCCCCAGCCCCUGUAGAAUACAUGAACUGUGCCUACAUUGUAAAUGCCAUCCACAAGUUGGUAGUGUCUGUUUUCCUUGAAUGAAUCGAGCUAUGGUUGUUUAUUACCCCAUUCACCAAUAAAGCAUGGCUGAGAGGCGC
Messenger RNA from Alligator sinensis (Chinese alligator), 835 nucleotides. RefSeq names its product somatostatin-2-like. Gene Ontology annotation, cellular component: extracellular region. The record is from RefSeq and is a predicted model, not a curated record. Gene Ontology annotation, biological process: regulation of cell migration. Lineage: Eukaryota; Metazoa; Chordata; Crocodylia; Alligatoridae. The coding region runs from base 332 to 655 and encodes 107 amino acids. Gene Ontology annotation, molecular function: hormone activity. The transcript is spliced from 3 exons.